Molecule: messenger RNA, 966 nt
Organism: Acromyrmex echinatior (Panamanian leafcutter ant)
Lineage: Eukaryota; Metazoa; Arthropoda; Insecta; Hymenoptera; Formicidae
Gene: RFeSP
Product: Rieske iron-sulfur protein
Cellular component (GO): membrane
Molecular function (GO): quinol-cytochrome-c reductase activity; 2 iron, 2 sulfur cluster binding
Source: RefSeq, a predicted model, not a curated record
GCGGCACAGUGCGGUAGUGUUUCCUGUUGCCUCUCAGAUGUGUCGUUCCUUUCGUUGUCACGGACGUAUUUAGCAUAAAAUAUGAACGUGAUCGCGAAAUCAACAACUCUCUCGCCGUUCUUGCGGGUGACGGCGACUGCCGUCUCAAAUGGAGGGAUACCUGUGACCGCGACUGUUAAAGUUUCCAAACCGAAGAUUACCGUUCCCGAAUCUUUCAGGCGGAGACUCCAACAGACUACCUAUCAGGAUUUUCUUACCGGAUCUACGUGCAUAAGCUCGGGAGUCGCAGUCAGCACGCAGGUACAUCAGCGACGUUUGGCACACACCGACAUUCAGUGGCCAGAUUUCACCGAAUAUCGCCAAUCUGAAACACAAGAUCCAAAUGCAAAAUCACGAGACAGUGCGCCAUCCCGAAAGGGUACCACCUACCUUAUCGCAGCUGGUAGUUCUGUGGCAGGAGUUUAUGGCGCAAAAGUAUUAGUGCACAACCUCGUUGGCAUGCUCAGCCCAACGGCUGAUGUACUUGCCAUGUCGAAAAUCGAGAUAAAGCUCGAUAAUAUUCCUGAGGGCAAGAGUGCUAUCUUCAAAUGGCGUGGAAAGCCUCUGUUUGUACGACACAGAAUUGACUCAGAAAUCGCAACGGAAAAUAAAGUGAAUGUUGGGAGUCUCCGCGAUCCGGAAGAGGACAGCGCUCGCGUGAAGGAUCCCAAGUGGUUGGUCAUUAUAGGUGUUUGCACGCACUUGGGAUGUGUACCCAUCGCUAAUGCGGGAGAUUUCGGCGGUUACUAUUGCCCAUGCCACGGGUCUCACUACGACGCCAGCGGUAGAAUUCGAAAAGGACCGGCCCCGCUAAACCUCGAAGUACCACCCUAUGAGUUUACCGAGGGUGGUUCAAUGCUCGUUGUUGGUUAAUGACUAUUUGCGUUAUCUGUAGUCAAAUAAUAAAAUAAUUUAUAAUAUAGAACA